AUGUUCUCCACAUGGCUUGUGCACAUGGCAAUUUGGUGUUUGGUACAAGCAGUAACAGAAAAUUGCAAAAGAGGAGACAUGAUUGCUAGCACAGAUUCGGUAGUCCUUCCUGGAUCAAACAUUACCCUCUCGUGCCGGCUAAAACAGGGUGAACAAUGCAAGGAGCUAAUUUUCAAUAAUUCUGAAAUGGUCCUUGCAUAUGGAAGACACACAUUUAGUUGCAAAUGUAAAUCGAAUGGAAAAAUCAUCUGUGGAAUUGACAUCUAUGUUGGAAAUCCUCCAGACCAGCCAGGAAAUGUAUCCUGUAUUCAGUAUGGAAGAGAUGGGAACCUUACUUGCACUUGGGAUAAAGGAAGACUUACUCACAUAGACACUACCUAUGUGGUACAGCUAACAAAUGAGACAGAAUGCUUACGUUUUGCAGAAGAAAGUAUGAAUCCUAAAUACGGCUCACUGAAUCUGACCAAGCUGAAUUUUGAAUCCAAUUAUACAGCUGUAGUUGCUGCCUCAAAUAGACUAGGAAAUGCUUCUUCCCUACCCUUUACAUUCAUGUUGAUAGACAUAGUGAAACCUCAUUCUCCAACAGAUAUUUUAGUGAAAUUUGACAACGUUUCUGCAACAAAUUGCACUGUCUUGUGGCAGGAUCAACAACAGACACAAAGCUUUAGACUAAGAUACCGACCGGUUAACAGUCACUCCUGGAAUAUGGUUGAAACUUUAAAUUCUACAAGAUAUAAUCUACAUGAUCUGAAGCCACAUACAGAGUAUGAAUUUCAGGUUUGCUGCAAAUUUCACCCCAACAGAGGAAUGUGGAGUGACUGGAGCACAUUUCGAAUACAGACUCCAGAAGCAGUGCCAAGUGGGUUGUUAGAUGUCUGGUACAUAAUGCAAGAUAUGGACUCCCAAACACAGAAUAUCACUCUUUUUUGGAAGGUUAUGAGCAAGUCAGAAGCAAGAGGAAAGAUCCUGCAUUACACACUCACCUUUCAAGCACUAAACCAGAAGAGUCCUAGAACGACAGAUGUGAACAUUACCACACAAACCCACUUCACUAGAGUCCUCCCCAAGGUGGAUUAUAACAUAAUGAUCUAUGCUCAUAAUUCAAAAGGAAACUCAUCUCCAACGUCCAUCAUUACUGAUCUGAGUAUUUUAGAUUUACCUCCUCCGCAGAGCAUCUCUGUUACACCAAUGGGGAAUAACAGCAUCUUUGUCAUUUGGGCGCCUCCCAUUGAAUCUGCAGCCUUCAAUGGAUAUAUAGUGGAAUGGGCAGAGACAUGUAGCCCUGAACCCCAUCUGAACUGGAUAAAAUUUCCAGCAUCCAAUUUGUCCACAAUAAUAUCAGAGAACAUAAAGCAUGAUGUAUGCUAUGACAUCAACGUAUUUGCACUUUAUAGGAACAGAGCUGGACAAGUGGCUUCAGCUAGAGGAUACUCGAAACAGGAAGCACCAUCAGCUGGCCCCCAGGUUUAUGCAGCAGUAAAAGGAGAUGGUGUUUGGGUUUCAUGGGAAGAAAUCCCAGGCCACCAGCAAAUGGGCUGUAUCACUAGCUACAAUAUAUAUUUGCAGAAGAAAAACUCAGAGGAAGGCCCUAAAGUUUAUGUCAUCCAUAAAGAGACUUCCAGAAAUUCAUUUUUAAUCAAAAACCUGCAGCAUGGUGUGAACUACGUUUUGUGGAUGACAGCUUCAACCAUGGCUGGAGAAAGCCCUAUAGGGAACGAGGAACUGGUUUACCUAGAAAGUGCUUCUGAAUGGAUUAUUGUUUCGGCUGCUUGCAUCUUCUUCGGUAUUUCAGCCUGCAUUUGCUUUGUGCAAUCUGUUCAAAAAGCAUUAUGCUCACUCCUUUCUGUCCUUGUACCUCAAUGGUACAGAAAAACCAUUCCAGACCCAGCUAACUCGACAUGGGCUAAAAAGUACUCCUCUGUAGAGAAUGAGCUGAACUUAGAUUCCAAUCAGUUCCCAAGCUACUUCAGCAGUUUUGAAGAGCCUGAAACUAUAGAAGUAGAGGAAGUCUUCAUACAAAGGGAACCAGUGGCUUUCAAGGACAUACCCAUCUUCAACAACAUUAAAAACAGUGAAGGUCAUGAUUGGCAAACAAUAGAAAACAGCUUUGAGAAACGGGAAUCCACUGAAAAGAACUCUGAGUACAAACCUUUGGCCCCCAGCACACCAGAUGAUGGAGACAAUUAUAAGUGUCACCUGCCUUACUUGUACAAAAAAGUAGUACUGGAGGGAACAGAGCAAAUUCAAACUGUUUCUGAGUACCUUACUAAUCCACUUACAGACAUGACUGUGAACUAUUUGCCUUCAAACAUAUUGUCUCCCAUUAUGGACACGAAUGAAGAAAGCAAUGAAUUUGAAUGCAAAUCCUUCUCCAUUUUCCCAACAACUCCUCUUCUGAUGCCAAUGUUUUCUUGUGGAGGGAAACUUACUUUGGAUGCAGUAAAAAUUGACUGCAAUUCUUUCACAGACUAAGCAGUCCAGCUUGUAUGUCUGUUUUUUUUUUGUUUGUUUUUUGUAUUCUGGCCAGGUUCUGUGCACUUUAGUCAAAUGAACAAAUCACAAAAUUGUUUUUAGUUUGAUAGUACCAACUCAUCCACUUCAUGUAAUUUAAAGGAAAGGUGUAAAAUCUAAACAACAUACACAUGGUUAGAGUUGUGUUUUGUGUCUUACUUUGUAAGAUAGUACAUGUUUUGCACCUCUUUCUUGUGUGGAUCUUAUGAGAACCUGCUCUUGAGGUAGGCGACAUGUUCAUAAGAUAGAAGUUGAGAGUUCUUACAGCAGAGCAUAUUUAUAUAUUAACUGCCAAAAGUUCCAUUUUAAGGUAGAGCAGAGGUUCUCUAACUGG
Molecule: messenger RNA, 2845 nt
Organism: Terrapene triunguis (Three-toed box turtle)
Lineage: Eukaryota; Metazoa; Chordata; Testudines; Emydidae
Product: interleukin-12 receptor subunit beta-2
Exons: 15
Coding region: 1-2472 (823 amino acids)
Biological process (GO): cytokine-mediated signaling pathway
Cellular component (GO): membrane; signaling receptor complex; external side of plasma membrane
Molecular function (GO): cytokine binding; cytokine receptor activity
Source: RefSeq, a predicted model, not a curated record